Messenger RNA from Tribolium madens (black flour beetle), 1259 nucleotides. Its product is annotated as phenoloxidase-activating factor 2-like. The transcript has 3 exons. Bases 165 to 1220 code for a protein of 351 amino acids. Lineage: Eukaryota; Metazoa; Arthropoda; Insecta; Coleoptera; Tenebrionidae. Gene Ontology annotation, biological process: proteolysis. Gene Ontology annotation, molecular function: serine-type endopeptidase activity. The record is from RefSeq and is a predicted model, not a curated record.
GAGAAGUCGAGCCUGUGGAUACAUACAUUUGAUAAUUUUUUUGUUGUAACUUUUUACACAAAAUUAGUAAAAAAAGUAACGUGACAAUUAUGAAACUACAAAAUUUCUAGAAAAUUAAUCAUCAAAGUAUCGACCACUUGAAAUCAAGCCGUCAAACCGCAACAAUGUUCCUCUUCACCCUCAUACUCACACUACCCCUUCUGACAACCUCUCGAUAUCAUCAUUUUCAAUACAAACCACGAAAUAUCCAGUGCCAUUGUGUCCCGCAACAUCUUUGUACUGACGAGGACGUGACAAUCAACGGACACGGAUUAUUAGAUCCCCGGUUGGGUAACAUGAUUUGCGCUAACGCUGGCGAAAUUUGCUGUGAUUCGCCCCCGAAACCGGAAACUCCCGAAAUCCCCCGAUGUGGACUCUCCGGAAACAUCAAAACCCGAAUAACCUCAAACACGAUGGCCCAGUUCGGGGAAUUACCGUGGAAUUUGAUAAUUCAGGAAAGUGUAGCUGAAGACCAAAACAUUUACAAGUGUGGAGGGGCCCUAAUCCACCCUCGAGUGGCCCUAACAGCGGCCCAUUGUGUGUCCCCUUAUUUAGAAGAACCGGAAAAAAUCCUAGUCCGGGCCGGGGAGUGGAAUAUCGAUUCCAGGGACGAAUCCCUGCCUUUUCAAGACAGUUCCGUGGAGGAAAUUCUUAUUCAUUACGACUACAGUUCUUUGUCCUUGAAAAACGACGUCGCAAUCCUGAUCCUUGUCGAGGAUUUUGUCCUUAGGGACAAUGUCAAAACUGUAUGUCUUUCCUCCUCUGAUAACAAAGUCGUGGAAAAUGGGUGUUUGGCAAGUGGUUGGGGGCAAAACGCGCAUUCCAAGGGCCGAUACUCCUCGACGUUGAAAAAGGUCCAAGUCCCAAUAGUCCCCAGGAGUCACUGUUUAGAAGCUUUGAGGAGGACGAGACUGGGUCCGAGAUACAAUUUGCACAAAAGUUUCAUUUGUGCUGGGGGGAAAAAAGGGCAAGAUUCGUGCAAAGGCGACGGGGGGAGUCCCUUGAUUUGUCCCUUAUUGGACGAAAGGGAGCGUUUUGUUCAAAUCGGGAUUGUGUCCUGGGGGAUUGGCUGUGGAGGUGAUGGAAUUCCGGGAGUGUACGUCAACGUCCCCCUUUAUUUAGAGUGGAUUGAAGGAGAGAUGGAAGAACGCGAUUUGGAUACUCGUUAUUUCAAAAUUUGAUCGGACUGUAUUUUGUGUUGCAUAUUUGUACAAUAAAAG